AUGGCUGCCUUUGCUUUCUGGUACUUCAGACUGAAGGGUCACCAGCAGCUCUACUGGAGUAAACCAUGUAAGGGUUCUCCCUCUUGCCCAGUCUUCGCUAACUGCCAUGGUCUGAUGUGAAAAUAUAGGCUGAAAAUGUGCUGUCAAUGUUUCCAUCAGUAAUUGAAGGACAUAAGCUUCAUUAAAUUGGACUAA
Messenger RNA from Cricetulus griseus (Chinese hamster), 195 nucleotides. The record is from RefSeq and is a predicted model, not a curated record. Lineage: Eukaryota; Metazoa; Chordata; Mammalia; Rodentia; Cricetidae.